Molecule: messenger RNA, 1810 nt
Organism: Opisthorchis viverrini
Lineage: Eukaryota; Metazoa; Platyhelminthes; Trematoda; Opisthorchiida; Opisthorchiidae
Exons: 7
Coding region: 276-1751 (491 amino acids)
Biological process (GO): spliceosomal complex assembly; protein deubiquitination; mRNA processing
Molecular function (GO): zinc ion binding; cysteine-type deubiquitinase activity
Source: RefSeq, a predicted model, not a curated record
GCCAUCGCUCUUGUCGCGUAGGCUAACUGUGGAUUUUUACUUAUGCUACCCUCAGUGCUUCUCAAGCGAAGGAGCGAGAAGCGUCAUGGCAAAGAAAAAAGGCAAAAGAAGGAAGAUGAAAUACCUCAGGUUUGAGUGUUUCCCUCCAGCUUACCUUUUAGGCAGAAGAUGAAGACGACGAAGUACCUGAAGUUAAACAAGGACCAGUAAUCAACGCUAAUGGCGAGGAUGUUCGUAGCCGAAGCUGCCCAUAUUUAGACACAAUAAGUCGCAAUAUGUUGGAUUUCGAUUUUGAAAAACUAUGUUCCGUUUCCCUUUCCCAUCUCAACGUGUACGCGUGCCUUGUCUGUGGGAAAUACUUCCAGGGUCGCGGAACGUCCACACACGCCUACACACACAGUGUGAGCGAAGGACAUCACGUGUUUCUCAAUCUCGAAACCCAUCGUUUCUAUUGUCUCCCGGACGACUACGAAAUUAUCGAUGGUUCACUGGAAGAUAUUACCUAUCUUCUAAAUCCUAUCUUUACCGCCGCCGAAAUCUCCUCUCUGGACACAAAUAAUCGUAUGGUUAGAGCCUAUAAUGGACUUACCUAUUACCAAGGCGUUGUCGGCUUGAACAAUAUCAAGGCGAACGACUACUGCAAUGUGAUACUACAGAUGCUGGCUCACGUCAGUCCACUUCGCGACUACUUCCUCAAUGCCGUCAACUAUCGGGGCAUGAGCACCACUUCUAGUGAUCAAAUGCAUUUACUGGUACAGCGUUUCGGGGAGUUGAUUCGCAAGCUUUGGAAUCCACGUAACUUCAAGACACAUGUCUCUCCACACGAAUUCCUUCAGGCGGUCGUCUUAUGCAGCAGAAAGCGCUUUCAGUUCACCGAACAAGGUGAUGCCGUUGAAUUCCUCUCCUGGUUACUCAACGCUCUCGAUCUCGCUCUACAUCGGAAAAGGUUGUCGAUCAAACCCGGUUCAAAAGCGACUCCUGAGAGGACGGUAGUUUCACGUGCACUGCGCGGAACAAUGCGGGUCCAUAGUCGAAAGAUAAUGCCUGUAAAUAUGAGUGAGGAAGAAAAGGCUACUCUGGUUGACAACCCAGAGUACAUGCCGUCAACGGUGGAGACGAAAUUCUUCUACCUUACCUGUGACCUUCCACCCCCGCCGUUGUACCUGGACGAAUACAAGGAAAGCAUCAUUCCUCAAGUGUCCCUGUCCACUUUACUGGCUAAGUUCAACGGAACCACGGAGAAAGAAUAUAAAACACACCGAGAUUCUGUAAUGCGUCGCUUCGAAUUGCGUCGACUGCCGCCUUACCUGAUUCUAUAUAUGAAACGGAUUGUGAAGAACAUUUUCACGUUAGAGAAAAAUCCGACCAUAGUCAAUUUCCCCAUAAAAAGCAUCGAUUUUGGGGAACUUCUGGAUGCGGAAUGUAGAGCUCACCAUAAGUACACCACGUACGAUCUGGUUGCAAAUAUUGUACAUGAUGGGCCACCUACUCCCGGUUCCGGAACUCACCGGAUUCACCUACUCCAUCGAGGUACAAACAAGUGGUUUGAACUGCAAGAUUUGCACGUGACCGAGGUACUUCCUCAAAUGAUCCCACUCAGCGAAACGCUGAUACAGGUUUGGGCUGUGAACAAAUCAAUUUUGAAUCCAACUUACUCCCCGUCAACACCGGCUGUAGCUGGCGAAACGCAAGUGGAUGAAACUAAAGCCAACGGAGGACCAGAAUCGACAGAAGCGCAGGAGCAAACUUGACUGCUUUUACCUGCAACUGUACACACAGUUUCCCAUAAUUUUGAUAUAUAAUGUUUUUG